CGUUAGUCUUCGAGGAUCUCUCGACAGAUUAAGUCGUUACCGUGCAAAAUAUAUUUUCGAUUUAUAGUGAUUAUGUGCUACAAGUACAAUUAAUUGUAACAAAGAGUUUAAUUUUAAUCGGCAAUUUAAAUGCAUACAAGACUCAGUAUGAAAAUUGGUAUGGCAUUUCUAACGCUAUUAUUAAAUAGUGGCUUACUAUUCGUCGGCGUUACAACUCAAGAAAUCGAUUCUAGCAGCAUUACAGACGACAGUUAUUUUCGUUUACCGAACCACAUAAUACCGCAGCACUAUGACAUUGAACUUGAGCUAUACAUGUACAUACAAGAAGAAGUCAACAAUACCGUUUCUGAUAUCCAUGGCAAAAUGGUUGUCAAUAUUAGUGUUGUUCAGAAAACAUAUAGUAUAAGUUUGCACGCAGAAAAACCUUACGUACUUAUACUAAAGUCUAUGUUGGUUAAAGAACACAUGGACAUACAAACAAGUGUACAAGCGGUGAAAUAUGGCUAUUGUAAUAUAUCGAACACUAGGACUUUUUAUUUUAAUACUGAGAUAUUACCAGGGAAUUACAAUUUAAUAAUACAUUUUUAUACUAUAUAUGAUGCAAAUGAUAAAGCAAACAGUUGGUUCAAGACACUUUAUCGCGAUACGAAAGGAAUGACAACAUUCGUUGCCGGAACGCAUUUCCUGGGGAUUGGCGCUCGAAAAAUAUUUCCAUGUUGGGACGAGCCGGGAAUAAGAGCUACCUUUAACAUCUCCAUAAAACACCACAAAGAACACACGGUUUUAUCAAACAUGCCGAAACUAAUGACAGUUCUGGAUAAAGAUGGGGAAAAAGCGUGGUCGCGAUUCAGUACCACUCCUGCGAUACCUACUUAUCUCAUAGCAAUUACAAUUAAUAUCGAACCCAAUUUCCUACUCAAAAUUGAUAAUAAAGUCGGCAACAUAUGGCGCAGACGUAUUGUGUCAUAUAUUAGUGACUUCGCAGAAACGUUUGCUGCACAAGUCGCAGAAUAUUUUCAUGAGAAAUUUGAAAUCGUAAAAAUGAAUCCACAAUCGUUAGAUAUUGUUGUAAUUCCAGUUCUUCCAGACAACGGCAUCGCGAAUUGGGGACUCAUUUUGUAUAGGGAAACAGAUAUUGUUUAUGAAAAAGGAUUAGAUUCUGCUAUGCAAAAAAUAAGAGUGGCGAGUUUAGUAGCGCGUGAAAUGGCACAUCAUUGGUAUGGUAAUUAUAUUAGCCCAUUUUGGUGGAAUAACUUUUGGCUAAACGAUGGUAUUGCUAUGCUGCUUGGAAUGCAUGCUAUUGAUAAGAUCUAUCCAAAAUUUCGAAUAUUGGAUUUGUUUGUAGUCCAGAUUCUACAUGAAUCUCUCCAUUUAGAUUCUUUUGCUAUGCAACCUCUCUACUAUAAAUUAAAUAUUGAGAGUCCCACAGAAAUUAAUUCACUCUUCUCUUUUCCCCGUUACAUCAAAGCGUCUUCAAUAUUGCGCAUGCUGCAGCAUGUGCUUACCGAUGAUGUGUUUUGGCAUGGUGUCAAGUCACAUUUAAAGGCGUAUAUGUUUGACAAAGCAAAUUCCAACAAUUUCUGGCACAUUAUGCAAGAUGCCAAACAUAGUUCAUCACUCGGAAAAAGAUUUAACAUAAGACGAGUAAUGAAUACUUGGAGGGACAAAACCUAUUAUCCUGUGCUGAACGUUAAACGAAAUUAUAUAGAUUUUGGAGAUCUAUUAAUAUCGAUAGAUAACCUUGAUACACAGAAACAGGAUAAAUGGUGGAUACCUGUGACCAUCACUACGCAGACAGAAUGUAAUUUUACCCAAUCUUUUCAUCAUUACGGCACGUGGUUAAAAACCACGCGGUGGAAUGUUCCAUAUUGUGAAAUUCGUUUGCCGUAUGAAGAAAGCGGUUGGAUAAUAGUUAACUUACAGCAAACUGGUUAUUAUCGCGUUAAUUAUGAUCGCAAAAAUUGGAUGAGUAUUGCUUCUUAUCUACUUGUUGAAAACUAUACGAAUAUACAUGUGCUAAAUCGUGCUCAAAUCAUCGAUGACGCAUUUCAUCUAAUGUUAGAUCACAAACUUGAUUCCUCUAUAUUCUGGAAUCUUACGGCUUAUUUACAUCGAGAGACAGACUAUGUUGCGUGGUAUCCGAUGUUCAAAGCUCUUGAACACAUGUCGAGGAUUUUUCUAUUGCAAGUGAAUAAAGUUACAGAAAUAAAGGUAAAAUUACAAUCCCUAUUGACUGCACUUCUUGAGAAUAUAGGAUAUAACGAACGUGCUAACGAGAAUGAUCUUACUAAAUUUUUAAGGCAAGAGGCCGUCAAGUGGGCGUGUACUUUGGAUGCUACUGAAUGCAUUUAUGAAGCCAAAGAGAAAUUAGCACAGCAUCUCACAAAUCCUGAAAAACACAAACUUCUGCCAUGGUGGAAGCACUGGACUUAUUGUAAAGGUUUAAUUGCGACAAACAUUACGACAUGGUCAAAAUUAAUUCGUAAAUACGUGAAGAAACGUGAUCCCGACAUUGUAAAAGCUGUGGCAUACUAUGAUGAGUUUAAUAUUAUCCAAAUCUUUUUGCAAAUAAUGUCGAAGGAAAAUGGUGUUAUACCAAAUACUGAACACCGUGUUCACGGCUUUUUUCAUAUCGUUGCAAAGAAUGCAAAACGAAAUAUAGUACUUGAUUAUUUAUUAAAAGAAUUUACGGAAUUAAAACCCACAGAAGUUAGCUUGGCUGCGGCAUUAGUUCAUAUUAUUAAUCAUGUGUAUACUAAGGAACAAAUUUGGAAGAUACACACAUUCGCGAAAAAGACAAUUGAUGACAGAUAUGUAUAUUUGGCUGUUAGACAUAAGAUAAGAUCACGCUGGUUUGAAAUUACCCGUCAGCUUAUUUAUCUUAUGAAUUUUUAAAAGUCAAAAGAUGUUACAUAUAUGUAGAUAAUCAAUGGAAGAUUAUUAUAAUGCUUGUCCAUAUUUAUCUGCAUAAAUGUUUAAUAAUUUUUUAAUUUAUACUAAGAAUAAUUUAUACUGUUAUUAUUAUGUUAUAUUUAUGAUAUAUUGUUUUUUAAAUUACUUUUGUAAUUGACGCAUGCAAUUCAUUAUUUUGAA
Messenger RNA from Temnothorax curvispinosus, 3093 nucleotides. RefSeq names its product glutamyl aminopeptidase-like. Gene Ontology annotation, biological process: proteolysis; peptide catabolic process. The record is from RefSeq and is a predicted model, not a curated record. The transcript has 12 exons. Lineage: Eukaryota; Metazoa; Arthropoda; Insecta; Hymenoptera; Formicidae. Gene Ontology annotation, cellular component: cytoplasm. Gene Ontology annotation, molecular function: zinc ion binding; peptide binding; metalloaminopeptidase activity. The coding region runs from base 130 to 2895 and encodes 921 amino acids.